CAGCCCCUGUGCAGGAAGGAUCUGACCAGACUUUUUCUCCAGCGGUCUGCACGAGACAGCAGUUGGCAGAGUUUUCAGAAGAAGACGUCAAACUUCCCCUAGAUGACCGCUGAAUUGCCCCGCGAAAUUUGAAAGUGACAGGAAGGACUAUUAGCCAUAUACUCCAGCUCUACAGCUGAAGCACUCGAGAACUGCUGCAAGGGACUCUCGCUCACCAACAGAAGCGCCGACAGCGACUGAAAGGCUUCCGAUGGAGUCGCUGCUCCGUAGUCUCAUAUACGAAAGGCAGACAGGAGUGAGGAUGGAGCUGAGAUCCACAAAAGCAAACCACGUGCGAAGGAAUCUCUUUGGUCCCGUGGACCAUGAUCAUUUGCAGCAGGACUUCCAGUACAUACUGUGUGCCAGCAUGGAAAGGGCCAAGCAGAGGUGGAACUUUGACUUUUUGCAAGAGCUGCCAGCUGAGGGCCUUCUGCAGUGGGAGGAGCUACAGGACCACGAGGUCCCUGCCUUUUACCACACAUGUGUGGUAGGGGAGGUUCGCAAACCCCUGCAGCCCAUGAAUCGGGCUAUAGCCAAAGAUGCCAAAGCUCACCAUAUCAGCAAAGUGAAACUGAUGGAGAAACCCAGGCCUGCCAAGAAGAUGCCAAGGAAGAAGAACCUGAAAGGAGAGAAGCGAAGGCAGAUGUCUUUGACUGAUUAUUACACAGCAAAGAAGCAAAUCAAAACAGAUAUGAAAACACCUGUGAAGAGAUUGACCUUCUAGAAUGGAGCAUCAUGUGAUGGAUCUGCACCCCAGAAAGCAGCGGGGAGAAACAGAGCUAUUUGAUAUUAUAUCAAUAUCAAACCAGGAAACAAAUACUGAGGGAACUCUCAUGAAAGGACAGAAAAGCAAAAUGGGAACUUUUAAAACAGCAAGAAACUUUUAUUAGAAUGCAGUUAGGUCAAAUGAACAGGAUACCUUUUCCUCAGGGUUUCCUUAACAAAAGCUGAUACUCAAGGAAGAAACAGGAUAAUUGUAGCAACAAAAGCACCUCAACGGAUAUUGCUUACCUGAAAAUGUUCAGCACGAGGGUAAUGGCUCAAAUUACUGUGUAUGAACAAAUAGUGAGCACCAUUAUAUGGUCUUGCAUGUUGUAUGUUUUUCUACUUAUUUAAUAUAUUGGCUUUCAUUUUGGUGUGAUAACAAUGGUUUAUCAGCUAACUGGGUUUGUUUGGAACUUUUAAAAACUGAAUAAGCAUGCCAAAUCCUUCACUGGUUGGUGUAAAGCCAACCAAACAUUUUGCACCUACGAGUUACUUAUGCACCCAAUCUCAAACUUUGCAUCAGGACUCAGCACCUGUGUUGGGAUUUAUUCUUGCUGACCUGUCACAAUAGCAUGCCGAAGAGGAGUAAGCAAUUUAGACUGAAGAUUUGCACCUGUGUUGAAGCACAGAUUCUUGAUACUGGAAUCCCAGCAUAACCCACCCAAACAAUGGCUGACAUCCUGACUAGGAAAAUGCUUGAGGAAGGCUAUUGUGCUGGAAGAAAACUGCUGCGCUAACUACUUGCACUAUAUCUGGAGCUUGCAUUUCAGUCUAGUGUUGUACUAUUGCAAGAAUGCUUAUGCUGAUGCAACUGCAGCACACUUAAUUUGUCUUAAUGGGGACUUUGCACAAUUGUGCAAAUCCCUCUUUUAGUGCAACAAUGUGAUCUUGCUGUAGCACAAAAGUUACAACAGCAAUUUGUUCAUCAGAAUGUCAGCCAAUGUGAUCAGCAGCAGCUCUUGCUGGAUUUGUACCACUUCAGUCCUGCAGGUGGUGGGGUCAUAUGUUGGUAUGUUUCUCCACAUAAACAACUCCUUAUUAAUUAAAAACAAAACAAAACCCAGCAUGCUCUUGAGGAGGGUUCUAGCUUGCCAUUCUUUCUUGCAUGCAAAUGUUCUGCAUGUAGAAAGGAGGGUAAGGUAAGGUAAAUUUUAUUUCCGUCAUUGACCAGUAAAUAAAGACGGUUAUAGAACAAUACAGAGAGCAGUACAAAAAGCAGUUACAGUAGCUCAGAACAGAUUUUACAGACAAUAUAACAAAACUUAGCUAUUCUGCAAAUAAUAUUUUUAUCAGUAUUUGCCAAUACGAAAUUUAGAUAAAAGUCAUCAGGGCAUCCAGGGAGGUUUUCCAGCAAAGGAGAAAUUAAUCUUAAGCAUAUAUCCAUAUUAAAACCACAGUUUAGAAUAACAUGUGAAGUAGUUUGUAUAGCCCCAGAGCCACACAGACACAGCCAGGAGGAAAAGGGUAUCCCUUUAAACCUACCAUCAAGAUCCGCCAUAGGUAAUGUGUUAAUCCGCGCUAGAGUAAGGGCACGUCUCAAUUUGGGCAGAGAUACCUCACUUAAAUAUUCUGCUGCUUUAAGGCUGGUAAUUUGGUUCCUGGGGAAAGUCCAUAAUAGGAUAGUUUGUCACCAGAGACUUCCAUUUACGUUUACAGCCAUCCAUCAUUAUUAAGGGGGCUAAACCCCCAUGAGUAAGUACUAAUUUUAACCAAAACAAAAUAAUACAACACCAAUAACAUGACUCUAAUCUGAUAAGCCCCACCUCAUGUCUAAUUAUUGCAUUUGGCACACAGCGCGGGACUUGCAAUAUGUCUAAUAAACUUAGCAAAGUUGUUGAUAGGUCCCAAUUGAGCUCCAUAUAGUAGUAAGGGAUACACUUUUGCAGCAAAAAGCCUAAUUGUAGCAGGAAUAAAUGAUGCUCCUCUUGUAGAAUGAUAUAAUUUAAUUUUAUUUAUGACAAGUUGGGAAGUCUGCCUAAUUGAGCUGAAAUGGGCAUUCCUUGAGCCCAAUGAAUGAAAGACUACACCUAGGUAUUUAAAAGAAUUAACCUGUUCAAUUUUAUUACCAUGCAUUAGCCAGUUGUGUAGCCUUGGGUGCAGGGGUGUAGCUAGGGGAGAGGGGGCCCAUGUUCAUCCCUCUCUCUGGCGGCCCCCCAGAAUGAGGGAGAUAAUGAAGAAAAUAGGGAGGGGUGGAGCUGGAGGGCCCUCAGGAGCUGGAGGCCCGUGUUCUUUGAACCCUUUCGCUCAAUUAUAGCUAUGCCCCUGCUUGGACACUUGGCAAAAACUAUUACCUUCAUUUUACGGUAAUUUAUUUCAAUUAAUUCAUUGGCGCAAAAAGAUGUAAAGAGUCUGAGAGCACAUUUUAAACCUAUGGGCAUCUGGGACAUGAUAGCCAUGUCGUCUGCAUAUAGUAAUAUCAGUAUGUUCCUAUUUGCUAAUUUCGGAGAAUGAAUAGAGGAGAUAGACAAACAGGAAACCACUGAGUUAAUAUAGUUAACACUAUAUAGAUAUAUUAAACAAAAUGGGUGCUAAAAUGCAUCCCUGCCUCACCUCUCUAGACCAGAAAGGAGGGCUUUUUCCCUCCCGUGUGGAGAGCAUUCAGACAUGAUCCACUACUUGCAAGCUGGAGUGACACUAUGCGAUUUUGCUAAGUGCGUCGUUCUGCUCUCAGUAGUUAGGUUUACUGAUGCCUAAACAUACACACAGCCUCCUUCUUCAUGCUAGUAGCUCAAUAGCAAAGGAUAGAUGGCAAUCUCCAAGCAUGUUCUGCUAAUAGGUUGUAAUUCUCUGAGGAUAUAGCAUGAACCUGAGGUGUGUUCCUUUGCAUGUAAUAGCCACAUCAACCAAGAUAAUGCUAGGAGUUACCGUAUUUUAUGGACUAUAAGACUCACUUUUUUUCUCAAAAAAUAUCCGCCAAAAUUCAGGUGCGUCUUAUAUGUUUUAACAGUUUAAUAUGUUAAAACUCUGAAAAACCGGAUUAAAAUUAAGGUGCGUCUUAUAGUCCGUAGCGUCUUAUAGUCCGUAAAAUACGGUAUUGCAUGAGCUACACAAAAUAUGUAGCUAGAAAGGCAGAGGGUUUGGGGAUAGGAGUUGAAAGCACUGAAUGGGUCACAUCAGGCAAAAGCCCAACUAGGCAUGACAUUAAUCAUGUCAUUGAUCCUUGCAUGUGUGUUUUUUCAAGUGGAAAUCACAGCCAUGGGGAGAGCAGAUCAGGAUCAUGGCUGCAGCAAGGAGGGAGAGAUUUUUUUAACCCUUUCCCCCUGAUAAAAAUGACCUUUCCCCUGACUGAUAUUUGCCAGAAGAGGAAUGCUUCCGUUAUUGCCCAUGGCAGCCUCCCAAGGCGUGGUCCUUUUCAUCGGGAUGGUAGCUCAGGGACAAAAGAUUUUUUAAAAACCUUUUCACUGGGACCAAAGGUUUUAAAAAAAACACCUAUGUUCCCUCACAUCUGCUCUUUCACUUGAAAAAGUGCACGUGCAAUGGCCAAUGACAUAAUGAAUGUUAUGUGGCUCUGAUAGUUAUUUUAUCUUACUAACCAGAUUUCCAUCUCAUACAAGCAUUUAAUUCAGUGAAUUCUGCUAAUUUACUUCAUCAAAGAUGCAAGUCCAUCUUUCAAAGUCCAUCCUCAGCUGGACUUAAGCAUGUGUAACAGAGCAGGCAUAAAGUCUGGUCCUGAGUGACUACCUUGACAAACAGGUUUCCAAAUCAGUUGAAUGAGCAAGUAAAUGUAUGUUAUAAAUUAACGUAAUAAAAUUGCACUCAAACAAUGGUGGCACCAGAAAAAGAAUUGGGGGGCACAAAAGGGUCAAAGUGCAUUUCUGGGUGGGUGAGCUAUGUUCCACAUUUUAAAUGGCUGAAACACAAAGGGGGGACACCUACUUUUCUGCGGGGAUAUAAUGUGUGUCCCCCCAGAGCCACCAUUGCCCAUAAAAACAACCUUGCAUACCUCAAAAUUAGACCAUAACUCCUAUGAAACAUGUUCUACUUUAAUGUUCAUCUUUUCAAUCUCAUGAAGCCACUGGAUUUGAAUACAUGAUGGUACUAUUUUUGUAAUGUGUGCUUUUGACGUGACAUUGUGUGUAUGUGCUUGCCUUUAAAAAAAUGUUGCUACUGUUGCGCCUUUGGAUUUUUAUACCAAAAAAGUGAUUAUAUGUGCUGAGUCAACUGGAGUUGCAUAGAAUAUGGUUGUGCUACAUUUGGAAUAUUGUGCAACUUGGCUGUUCCAUUUUCCUUCAGGGAAAACAAAUUGUAACCUCUUCAUAGUGUGUGAGGAAUAAUUCUGAAUACUGCUGAACCUGCAGUAAUGUCAUACAGCUCCAGAGAACUCUCCUAAGCUUGGUUUGAAGUUUCAGCCUAGCUCCUUUCAGUUUAGGCCAGCUCUGAAGAGGUUUUUUUUUCUUUUUCUUUUUGUCUAAUACAGAAGAGAGUUCUGUUCACUGAAUCUAUUGAACACAUUUACCUGGGAAUAGAUCCCAUUGUUUGUUACGAUCAAUUAAGCAUGUGUAGGAGUGCAGCUUCAUUCUUGAGAAUAAGCCCCUUAUUCCCUUGAUUUGGGGUAACACCCAUUGAACUCUGUGGGGUUUGCUUCUGAGUAAACAUGCACUGGCCCUGUGUUCUUAAGAUGAAGUUUGAAUUAUUUCGGAACACUUUCGGUUCUCUGCCCAGAAGACGUUGGAGAGGCAUUUCAACGAUUUACAGCUAGGGGGGAAAUGUUGCACUAAGACAUUUGCAUAUUGUCAGAAUCCAUUUCAUUGCAAUGGAAAUGAGAUUCUGUCAGUAUCAGCUUACUAAAUGUGUCCUGCAUAAAGAAAAUGUAUUGUGACUGCAGUUAGUUUGUACUUUGUAAUCCAGAACAAGCCCUACCCCUGUUGUUUUCUUGAUUGCAUUAGCUUUUAAAACAUGUUGACAAUUAAAACAGAACUGUAUUUAGCAACUGA
Hemicordylus capensis (graceful crag lizard) is the source of this 5738-nucleotide messenger RNA. RefSeq names its product cyclin-dependent kinase inhibitor 1-like. Bases 251 to 763 code for a protein of 170 amino acids. The record is from RefSeq and is a predicted model, not a curated record. The transcript is spliced from 3 exons. Gene Ontology annotation, biological process: signal transduction by p53 class mediator; regulation of mitotic cell cycle. Gene Ontology annotation, cellular component: nucleus. Lineage: Eukaryota; Metazoa; Chordata; Lepidosauria; Squamata; Cordylidae. Gene Ontology annotation, molecular function: cyclin-dependent protein serine/threonine kinase inhibitor activity.